AUGCUAAACUACCGCUGCAAGCAGAGGCAAUACUACAGCGUGCUGUGGUCGUUGCAGUUUGUGCUCGCCCUCCUACACCACGCACGGAAAGGCACCGCACGUGCACGUCAGCAGCAACGCGAGCGCGGCGAUGCUAGGGGGGACAACAGCUGCUGCUGCUCCACUUCAACUGGUGCCGCUGACACGGAGUCCGAUACUUUGAUUGCGUUCGAAGCGGCCGCCGACGGCGCCUUGGCCUCCUUCGACGCACAGGGGCCGCUUUCUGCCUCGCAGUUGCUCUCCCUGCAGAACAGUCUCACUGACGCCGAGGUACGUAAUCUCUGCGUGCAAUGCAUGCGCCGCUUCAUUGCCCAGCAGCAGCCGGGGCCAACGCUCACGUCUGCGCAGCAACCGCUCUUCAGCGCUGACAACAUCUUUGCCACCCCGACGCCUCUUUUUCUCGUGCUGUGGCCGACAGAGAGCAUUCGCCAACACUACACACGAGCUUUGGAGGUGGCUCACCACAACCGCAUCGACCACAGCGAUCUCCUCGCCAUGCCAGGCUACCUGCGGGAGGCUGGCCUGCACGCCCGGCGUGUAUUUGCGGAGUAUAGUGGCGCUCAACAUGAUGAAGGGCCCACCGUGGCGCAGGACUCGGAGCGGCGGGCGGCACAUGAGUGGGCCCGCCUCAUCGACCUCUACACCUCCUUCCUCCCUGAUCGGUCCCACAUCCACGAGCUGGAGAACCUGCCGCAGGAGAUCGCCAUUGGCGAGCUGCUCCGCGAGACCGUCGAGCGCGUGCGCAGGGCGGAGGAUCACGCCGGAGGCGACGGCUUCGCGCUGGACUGCGUCGUCGACGUCGGCGGCGGCAACGGCUUCCUUGCAGCGCAGGUGGCGGAGCGCCUUCAGUGCGACAGCGUCGUCAUCGACCCCUUCUUUCCGGCGCACUCCAUCGACUGCUGCCCGCGGGUGUGGCCCGACACAGCGCAUCGCACACGGCCCGCCACGCGCCGGCAGCGCACGCUGCACCGCACCGUGGCGCUGUUCCGCGACGUCCGCUGGUCGGACGCUGUGCCGGCAGCGCCAGCGCGCACGGCCCUCAUCGCGAAGCACCUGUGCGGCAGCGGCGUGGACGAGGUGCUGCGCCAUCUGGAGGCGCAGGGGUGUCUGCCGCGCAUCCUCGUUCUGGCGCCGUGCUGCUUCCACAAGUGCUCGCUGGACACCUAUAUCGACGCUGACUUUGUGUCCGCGCUGCUGGGACUGGGCAGUGCGGAGACCUUCUGCCAUCUAACGCGCUUGACAGACUGGAAUGCGUCCGUGUACCAGCGACUGCAGGGCGUCGCUCUGACCGGAAAAGUCCCUGCAGCAUCGGUCUCGAAGAAGUCCAUGCGCUACUUAGUCUCCUGUCCAGAGGGCAUAGCUGCCUGCGUCGAAGCCGUCGUGAGCCAAGGGCGCGUACAGUGGCUCCAGCGUCGUGGGUACAUUGCACGACUAGUUGAGUACGUUCCCGACUGUGUGACACCAAAGAACCGCUGUAUGGUGGCAUACCGUACUUGA
Messenger RNA from Leishmania mexicana MHOM/GT/2001/U1103, 1536 nucleotides. RefSeq lists its product as hypothetical. The record is from RefSeq and is a predicted model, not a curated record. The transcript has a single exon. Gene Ontology annotation, biological process: tRNA methylation. Bases 1 to 1536 code for a protein of 511 amino acids. Lineage: Eukaryota; Euglenozoa; Kinetoplastea; Trypanosomatida; Trypanosomatidae.